This is a messenger RNA of Sitophilus oryzae (rice weevil), 2389 nucleotides long. RefSeq lists its product as uncharacterized. The transcript has 10 exons. Lineage: Eukaryota; Metazoa; Arthropoda; Insecta; Coleoptera; Curculionidae. The record is from RefSeq and is a predicted model, not a curated record. The coding region runs from base 106 to 2322 and encodes 738 amino acids.
UUGAAUCAUAUUUUGACGUUGGAGCAGAUUGUUCUAAUUUUAAAACUUGUGUUUAAAACUGUUUUUCCGUUUUUACCAAAAAUUAUUAAAAUAUAUCAGAAGAAAAUGGAAAAUCGUGAGGAAUUAGUGAGUUGGCUUCGAGAAAUGGGUUAUACGGGGGAAAUGCCCGAAUCGUUUGUAGAGAUUCAUAACAAUUCAACUUCAUUUGUUUGGGAACAGUUAAUGCAAACAGUAUGCCCGAAAGAUAAAGCCGUCAAUAUUAAAAGAAAUAUCAUUUUGAACCGGCUAAAAAAUAAAGGUCUUGAAAGACAGGAUGAAUACGUUUAUAAAAUUAAGGAUAUUGAAGUUUUUCGUAAAAAAUUAGAGCUGCAAAACAGGUUAACAUUACUUAGAGAAGCUGCUGAAGAAAAACAGACCAAACUUCAAAAUUUGUCUCAAGGCUGUAAAUUGAAAGAGGUGUCUAUUGAUUUUUUAAAAAACAAAAUCGAUAGAAACGAGGAAAGAAACUAUUUAUUGGACUUAAAAAAGGAAAAGUUGCAAAUACAAAACUCGGAAGCAGAAGAAACAUUGUCGAGAUUCAAAAAUGUCACUCCUGUUGAAAUGGAAUCCAGUAAUAGUUCAAAGGAAAUUACAGAAACCCUCGAAAAAUGCGCGCAGAAACUUGGAGAAAUACUAACAGAUAAUCUAAAGUUGUCGAAAGAAAAUAACAUGCAAAGUACGUUUUACACAAUCAAAAAAAAAUCGAAACAAAGCAAUACGUCCUCGAUAGCUUCCUAUAUGGCGCUAAGAGAAAAAGAAGAUUUCUCAGAAAUUACACGCAGUUGCGUUAAAAACAUUCAAAAUAAAGAAAAUAUUUCACCCACUGAAGUCAAGAGAAAUUUGUUUAACAUUCCAAAAAUUAUAGUCGAAGAUGUUACAAAACCUGAAACUACUGUGGUUGUUGAAACAAAGCCGAAAAAUAGGGAAUCAUUAGGAUUGCUUUCUGAUUUAGGGGACUUGAACGAUAGUUUUUCUGAUUUUUGCAAGCCUCUGUCUUUGAUGAACAAGUUAGAUGCAUCCAAUGUCGAGGUGUUUGAUAAAACGAUGCAAAGUUCUGAGUCGAGCGACUCGGUUGUUUUUAAUUAUAAGUCUCAAAUUGAGCAUUCGAAAGGAAUUAAAGCUUAUACUAAGUUAAUAAAAGAUGUGUAUUCUGAUAAGGUUUUAAACGAAACUUUACACAGCUUGCUGGCUGUGAAUAACAGGAAGUUGCUUUAUGAUCACGUGCAGAAAAUGAUGGAGAAUUUAAAGGUGCAAUUCACAAAAAUGGUGUCGGUGCAGAACGCCGUUAACAGUGGUAAACAAAAAUUAAAUCAGGAAGAUAUAGCCAAACUGCAAUUUAUCCAUAUUCAAACUGAACUCAAAAUAAUCCAACAGAAACGAACUUUAAAAAGUUUAGUAGCGAAUAUAGUCAGAAAAAAGACAGAAAUAGUGAAUUUCACACCGCUCAAUGAUGAAACAAUAAACGAGGAGACUUUAGAUUUGGUGAUAAAACAUAUAACUUUAGAUGCCAAUCUGAAUGCUAUGAAAAAAGAAAUAAAUGCAUCUGAUAUUGAAAAGAUUGAUGAACUAGAUUUACAAAUUGUCCAAUCGAAAAUAUUUAAAGUAAAAAAUGACAUAGCUGCCAAUAUACAUCUGAUAGAGUGUGCAAUGUCAGAACUAAAGAAUUCCCUGAAAUCUUUGGUAUCCAUGAAAGAGAAGGCUUCGGCACCAUUGUGGCAUUUGAGAAUGUUCAAAACCGAUUCUGAUUGGAUGCAGCCUCUGUUAGAAAACCGCUGGUUAGAGGAAAUGCAGGUUUUCAGAACAUUUCCCAUGGAAUACCAGAGACAGUGUACUUUUACAGAUGGUAAAACGUUUUACAGAGAUUUAUGCAUUGAUAACUAUCCAGAAGACAGCAAUAUGGAACCGGAACACUUGCAAAUGUUGUGCGAAAUUCUGGAAAGUCCGUUCAGUCCUCCCGAAACUGUCCUGUUGAACAUCAUCAAAGCCAAAAAGAAACUGGAAAUCUUGAGAACAUUGCAAAAUCGCAAUGUCCACAUACCUCAUAGAAACUACUCUUUCGAUGACCUACGCAAAGAAGAAAGCUACCUAGUCUACGCCGUGGAACGUCUAAAAUCGAUAAUGUACUCUACAAAAGCUGCCAAAACUUUGGCUGUAGGUAAUAUGACCGAGCAAUGCAUGGAACUGUGGACUGAAAUGCCAAUGAAAGACUUCAUUUCAACCAAACGGACAUUUGAAGGUCGAACUUAUGAAUUCUAUCAGGCUAAGCUUAAAACUUUACUUUAAUAAUGAUUCGUUUUUUGCUUAAUUUUUGCUGUUUUCUAUUUUUAUAUUUUAUUUAAUAAAAAGUCUA